UGACUUCAUAACACUCCAAUAUGACGCCGUGCUGCCUAUUUCUAGUCUUGCUGAUACAGGGUUCAUUUACAUUCGCAAAUUGCGAUGAACCUGACUGCGACUCCCGUGAGGUUCUCGCACAGAAACCGGAAUUUGAGGACAAUGUUGUCAAAGACUUCAGCGACGCUAACAAAGACUGGAUUGAUAUUUUUCUAGAAUCAACCCCAACAGGACUCUACCCAUCUAGCUCCGCUGCUAUGAUAGCACAUGCCACCACCGUUGACAAGUCUCCCGAAGAACAGCUAGAAGUUAUGAAAGAAGUGAUCCACCAAAUUACAGAAGCCAUAGAACAUGAAAUGACAAACCUUCUCACAGAUGCCAUAGCUCAUUGUGAAAAGGAAGAAGGACAUACCAAAAAGAAGCGAUCCGUCGAAACCCCAAUGGACAGCAGCCAACUAGUCAUGAGACUUUUAAAGCACAUUAAAUCAAAUAACGAAUGUCAGAACAUUGCAAUUGAAAAGAUGAUGACAGCUCAAGAGAUCGCUGAUAAAUAUGGCGUCAAAUACAACCCUGAUGAAGAUGUCCUAGCUGAUCUUGCCGCUUUCUCUUCCAAACAGACUGAAGAACUGGCAUCAAUUUUGGGCGAUCAGAAUACCAAAGAAGAAAUCGAAUUUGUCCCGUUCAAUAGCGAGGAAAACAAAGAGAUUGUACCUGAGAACAGCACGUAUUACGUAUACGCAACGCAUGUUCCUGAAGAAGAGAUCCAUUCACAAUUCAACUCUUACCCUCCUCAUGAGUACAUGCCUGAGAGAGUUCAAUUCCCACCUCAGCCUCAUCAGCACUACCAGCAUCCGCAACACAGCCAUCACAACUUUCCCGAAACCCAAAUACCAGCUCCCCCACACCAUGCUCCUGCCCCUCAAAGACCUUACUACGAGUCAGGUUACCCUCGAGAAUACCAUCCCUGUGGCCCUAUGGAGCCUGUUACUACUACAACAACUAUAGUUCUCCCAUUCGAGGAACCGGUAGCACCUGAACCAGAACUGGUAGGUCAGGUUUUCGAAGAAACCGUAACAAAUAAACUUUUCAUUGAAGCAGGCGAAGAACCAGGUUCGACUGAUAUAAACCAUGUCAUGACGUACACUGUUUCAGAAAAGUCCCAUUUCAAGACGCCUGAGAUUGAAAAGCUGCCACAGCAGAUGCAGUAUUACUUCUUUCUGAUGAAUUAAUUUAAUUUUGUAGUUACGCGAAAAAUAUUUAAAUUUGUAAAUCCCCAGAUGAUGUGUAUCUUUGUGGUUAGGUUUACAUCUUUAUUUUGAAAAGGUUUUUAAAUUACAAAGGUGGCAAAAUAAUGGACAAAAUUGUCUUAUCUCAUAUAUUUAAUAAAUACAUUACAAUCAAAUAAUAAGUACAUCCAUAAAAUAAAUAUGAACCUUUUGUUUCAUA
This is a messenger RNA of Leguminivora glycinivorella, 1425 nucleotides long. RefSeq lists its product as uncharacterized. Lineage: Eukaryota; Metazoa; Arthropoda; Insecta; Lepidoptera; Tortricidae. The transcript is spliced from 2 exons. The coding region runs from base 21 to 1208 and encodes 395 amino acids. The record is from RefSeq and is a predicted model, not a curated record.